AUGGAGAACGUACCAAAUAUUGACCAUAUUGAUGUAAACACUGUGACCGAAGAAGUAACCAAAAUAUUUGGAAAAAACGGUAGAAGCAAAUUAAAAGCGUUAGUGAAGAAUGAAAAAGUUUAUUCAAACAUUGAUAAGUUGAAAGAAGAUAUGGAAAUAUUAGCUGACAAAUCAGCAUUUGAUGAACUGUUAACAUUUGAAAAAGCGUAUUUUGAAAAUUUCGAAUCUUUUAAUUCAAACCACCGUUCCGGACACAUGGUGUUGACUGGAUUCAAUACGAUGUACUCAAGGAGUAAUAUGGCGACUAUGAAAUCGGUGCAUAGCAUAAAAAAUGAUGAUAACGUUUAUCAAUACGAAGUACAACUUAAUUCUAAUGGGCCAAUGCGUAUAGGAUGGGCCACUCAAAAGUGUACGUUUACCGACGAACAGGGAGUAGGAGAAACAGAAAAUUCGUAUGGUUUCGAUGGUUAUCGGUUAGAAAAGUGGAGUAUGUCAAAUGCGACGAUAUACGGUCGAAAAUGGAGAGUCGGAAAUAUAAUCGGUUGCACUAUUGACUUAACACACAAGUCUAUGGAAUUUUUCAAUAAUGGUCAAUCACUUGGUGUAAUAUCCGAAGAGUUAUUAAACAAAGGUGACUUGACGUAUUUUCCUGCAUUAACUCUUUCCGAAGAAGAAAAUGUGACUGUUAAUUUGGGCGGAAGACCAUUUAAAUUUCCAGUGUUAAGAUCAAACCCUAUAAUCGAUAGUCCGAUAGUCUUAAUUAACUAUUUCAGACAACUUGAGAAAAACAUGAUCGCUUUAAUCGAUACCCAAAUCAGUUUAAAUAAAAUGAAUGUGAGUUCUAUACUUUCAUAUUCGAAAUUAUUUUUUAAACUCUAUAGUGACUUCAUAUUUUCAGACGAAGAAUAG
Messenger RNA from Macrosiphum euphorbiae (potato aphid), 909 nucleotides. NCBI's taxonomy places the organism in Eukaryota, Metazoa, Arthropoda, Insecta, Hemiptera, Aphididae. The record is from the annotation of a GenBank genome assembly.